AUGAGGCCUGUGGUCUACCUCGCCGCGUUGCUCGCCACUGCUGGUGCAGCUGUUGCGUGCGCUGGUGGUAAGCAUCAUGACGACCAUGAAUGGACCAAAGAAGAGUUGGACGAGCUAGAAAGAAAAUGGGGAAUGGAGUGGCCAUUUGUUGGCAUUGGAUCCUUUGCUCAUCUUAAAUACGUAAAAUGCCUCACGACACCGAGUGAGGACUUUGAUAUUGCAAUCGUAGGUGCACCUUUUGACACAGCCGUCAGCUAUCGUCCUGGAGCCCGGUUCGGCCCCAGGGCUAUCCGCCAGGCAUCAAGCAGACAGACCACCUUUCGUGGCUUCAACCCCCGUGCAAAUAUCAACCCGUACCAAAACUGGGCAAAGAUCAUCGACUGCGGUGACAUCCCAGUCACGCCAGUGGACAACGCCGUGGCGCUCACGCAGAUGACGGCAGCCUUUGGCGAGCUUGGCAUGCACAAGCCGACCUCGGGUCUUCUGCAAAGGCCCAAGCUGGUGACGCUGGGAGGCGACCACUCGCUCGCGUUGGCAGCCCUCCGAGCGCUCAAGAAGAUCCACGGCAAGCCGAUCCGGGUGCUGCACUUUGAUGCGCACCUGGAUACUUGGCACCCGGCCAAGUACCCUUCGGCGUGGCCGUCAGAGCAGGCCCACUUCAACCACGGCAGCAUGUUUUGGCUCGCGGGCUCCGAGGGCCUCAUCUCCAACUCGAGCGACGCGCCGUCGGUGCACGCGGGCCUGCGCACGCGCCUGAGCGGCGACGACUGGGGCGACUACGACGACGACACGGCGCAGAACUGGAAGCGCAUCGCCGCCGACGACAUUGACGAGCUGGGCGCCUCGGGAGUCGUCCGCACCAUCAUGUCUCACCUCGGCACCGAAGACCCCGUGUACCUCUCGGUCGACAUUGACGUCCUCGACCCAGCUUUUGCCCCGGGCACGGGCACGCCCGAGCCCGGCGGCUGGACCACCCGUGAGCUUAUCCGGAUCCUGCGCGGAAUCGAGGACCUCAACGUCGUAGGUGCCGACAUCGUCGAGGUCUCGCCGGCGUACCAGGGCGCCGGGGAGGAGACGGCGCUUGCUGGGGCGCAGGUCGCCUACGAGAUCAUCUCGAGCAUGGUCAAGAAGGGGAUGAAGGAGAUGGGGAAGGAGACGGCGAGUGGGUUCAUUGGUGUCGAGCGUGAUGAGCUGUGA
This is a messenger RNA of Pyricularia oryzae 70-15, 1197 nucleotides long. Its product is annotated as agmatinase. The record is from RefSeq and is a predicted model, not a curated record. NCBI's taxonomy places the organism in Eukaryota, Fungi, Ascomycota, Sordariomycetes, Magnaporthales, Pyriculariaceae. Gene Ontology annotation, molecular function: metal ion binding; agmatinase activity. The transcript is spliced from 3 exons. Bases 1 to 1197 code for a protein of 398 amino acids.